Molecule: messenger RNA, 1506 nt
Organism: Psilocybe cubensis
Lineage: Eukaryota; Fungi; Basidiomycota; Agaricomycetes; Agaricales; Agrocybaceae
Exons: 3
Coding region: 1-1506 (501 amino acids)
Source: RefSeq, a predicted model, not a curated record
AUGUUGGGUCUCGUCGUCCUCGAUGCGUCGUUCAACUUGGUGUCCAGCCUCAUUCAAGCACUCAAGUGGGAGGGCAUGAACGAGGAUGUUUCGCCGCCACCGAGUCCUAAAAUGUGUGCCGCUGUACACAUCACAAGCCCUAUCGUAUCCUCCCCAUCGACCUUACCCGCGCUCGAAUCUUUCCCAACCACCCCUCACUCUGUUCUUGGUCCACCAUCUGCCACUUUUGAUCCCUCAUCCAGUACCCUUGAUCUACUCUCCUCGAUUGAUACCGCCUGUUCCAACACCAUAUCCAGUGCCCAGAAAAGGAAACUCAAACGUAAUAUGUCCGCCAAGAACGCGCGCUCGAAACGGCGCGAAAAAGCUGCUGAAGCUUUGUCGUACCGUGUACACGCCUUUAGGGCAUCGCAGAAAGCUACAUCCCAGAAGACCCCCGCUUCGAUGUCGACCUCGGUACACUGCGAAAUCGACGUCCAUGAUCUUCCUGUGACGAGCACCGCUUUCACCGCCUUGGAUCCGCCACCCAAUACACGCAAGCGGAGACGGGCGUUUUUGAAAUCGCGUACUCGCCGCAAGCCGCAGCCGGUUUUUACCCUGGCUGACCUUGUAGGCCCCGAUUCCAAGUUUCAGUUCAAGCUAGUGAAAGCGACCAGCAAACCAACUGCUAUCGUUGACUCUGAAGACCGCAUCAUCGGCGUCGUCGCCAACCACCCAGAUGACAAGGAUUGGGCUCAACUCAUGCAGGAGGCCGCUGAUGCUCUCGAGUCACAUCGAGAUAGUGUUUCCCAGAACGACCUCAUUCAUCGACGUGGCGCUUUCAAAGCUCUUCGGUGUGGAGUUUCGUACGGUGGCGGUCAGGAAGUGCCAGGAAAUUUAGUUGAUGGAGACAACGCUGACAUCUUAAAGGCAUUGAACGGUAUGAAGGCGUUCAAACGUCUCGCGAGCUUUGCUUCCUCUGUUAUGUGUACCUGGGCCUCGUCGCUCUUCAACUACUAUGCCACGAUGCUCGACGGUCUCCACAACGAACACCGUCAUCUUGUGCGAAUUUUCCGCGACAGCAUCUUCAGUGCCGUUUCCUACAACUUCGGUCCAAGGACUGUUUGCUACAAACACAAGGAUUAUGCCAAUCUGGCCUUCGGAUUCUGCGCCAUCACGGCGCUGGGCACAUUUGAUUAUACAAAGGGCGGUCAUCUUGUUCUGUGGGAUCUCCAAUUAGUCAUUGAAUUCCCUGCCGGCUGUACCAUCCUUAUUCCUUCGGCUCUCAUCGCCCAUUCCAACAUUCCUGUGGCUGAACAUGAACGUCGAUAUUCAUUCGCCCAAUACACUUCUGGUGGACUAUUUCGGUGGGUUUCACACGGAUUCAAGACGCGGGAAGAUUACCUCGCGACACUUUCUUGCGAAGAACUCGCAGCGCACAAGGAGAACGACAGCAAAAGAUGGGAAUUUGGAUUGUCAAUGUUCUCCAAGUGGCAGGACAUGAAAGGACCCCGUCAUUCGGAACAUUAA